AUGGUUCUGUCUUACAGUGGACUGUCUUUACUGCAAACGGAUCAAAGACCUCCAUCUCCUCCUUUGAAUAUCACUGCUUCUUCAUUCACACAAACUCAGUUUCUUCUUUCAUGGGAUCGCCCGAUAAAUCACAGUUGUUUUACUCUUCAUUGCAAUCCUACAAUUACUGGUCAUACAUUGAUCACUAACAUUAGUACUGAUGAUACUGACAUUACUAUUAGCCUACCUUCUCCUAUUACUGAUUUUGUCAUCAAUGGAGCCACUCCUGGUUUAACAUACACUGUACAAGUGGCUGCCAGUAAUUCUAUUGGACUUGGACCAUUCACUACUACUGCUUUUGAGAUAUAUUCAAUGGAAACGUCAAAUUUUGUUACAGUGUCACCAACAUGUACUCAAAAGGGACAUACUAAGACAGCUGUCAAUCCUUUCAAUGUUGGUUUGCUGGUUCUUGGAUACCUCGGUGGGCUACUCUCUUCUCUCUCUGUCAUUUAUUGCUGCUAUUGUGUGGCUGAGAGUAAAAAAGCAAAGAAAGAAGAACCUCCCAAAAUUAACACUGAUACACAACAUGAAGAUGAGGAACAACUAAUUGCAACAAGUACACAUUGA
Amphimedon queenslandica is the source of this 606-nucleotide messenger RNA. RefSeq lists its product as uncharacterized. The record is from RefSeq and is a predicted model, not a curated record. Gene Ontology annotation, molecular function: protein binding. The coding region runs from base 1 to 606 and encodes 201 amino acids. NCBI's taxonomy places the organism in Eukaryota, Metazoa, Porifera, Demospongiae, Haplosclerida, Niphatidae. The transcript is spliced from 7 exons.